AUGAACGGCGACAGCAGCGCAUCCGGUUCAUCUUUGCUUGGGGGCUCCGAUGAGAGGAACAACAAAGAGAAGAAGAGUGCGGUCGCAAAGGAAGAAGAAUCUGCAACCGAGGAAGAGGAAAAGCCUCCAUCCGUUGCCCCUGCUCGUCGCAUCAUCAAAGCCCGGCGCCCACAACGGAGCGUCGCAACACCUCCCAACCCAUCAUGCGUCAACUCCAAGAAAGAAAAACCCUACGAUAGCACCAAAGAGUCGAAUGGAGACUGGGAAGCUGUCUCGGUCACGAUUGAAGGACACGGCAAAACAAAAGAGACCGAAGAAGAGUUUUAUCAACUUGUUCUGCAAAUGAAGGCACACCACGAACAUCAUUUGCUGCCAGCCGCCAAGAACAGUCGUCCUCACAUAGCUCAAAUGCCAGAUGACAAGUACAAGGUACUCUUGCAGACUUCUUACCUGGACUAUGCGGUCCAAUUUCUGCAGGCGUGGAAUGUGUUGGGCCCCCCCGUGGGAAAACGCAUUAUACCACUUUAUGCCCAACUUUUUGUGGACAAUCUGGAGCCUCGCCGGAGCAUCCGACCUGAGUGGCUAACCAAGUAUGUGCUAGCGUCCUCUAAUAAUAAUGACAGCGACGCCGUCAAACGAUUUCCUCCCAUGCAGCUGUUCAACGCUUUGACACAGUACCCGCCGGCAAACACAAAGGAUGCUUGGGAGAAAAUCAUGAAACAUCCUGAUACUUGUUGGUUGCGAGGUAUCUUUCUUCAGGAUUCGUGGUGGGGCGAUCCAUUGGUGAACAACAUUGUUCAUUCCACGCAGUUCAAUGACAAGCUCGUCAAACUCGAUCUCCAAAGCAACAAAAUCACAGACGCUGGAGCCAAGGUUUUGGCCAGCUGCACCAAUUUCCAGCAUUUGACGCAUUUGAAUGUCUUUCGAAACUGGAUUGAAGAAGUGCCAGGCGUAACAGUGGUGGCGGUCUCCACGAGCAGUGUUGGUGGAGACUUUGUGCACCGCUCGAGCAAGACAAGUGGCGAGGGAGGCGGGUUGACUGCUCUGCUUGGAGCCGGAGACAAAUUUCCCCGCCUCGAAACACUGAGCAUUGGAUACCAAAGUGGCUGCCCCAUGAAUGCGUACGUUCAAAGCUUGGAAUCUACCAUGGAAUCCUCUUUUCCCGCAUUGACAGAUUUGAUGAUACAGUGUACUGUCUACGAGAACGAAGAAGAGUACGGGUGGGAACCCUUUAUAGACUCGACUUUUUCCCACCUCAAAUCGGGAGGAAAAUUCCCUAAUUUCAAGGCCAUUCACUUGCAGCAGUGUUGCAAUGGAAACGGUGAGGAGGACUGCCGCCAAUCCGAAGAUGGAGUGAACAUCUACUUGUAACUUUUUCAUGUCGAUAGUUACAAACACAGAAUACAUAAACGAUACUAGCCAGCUAGCUAGAUGCCAUUGGCGAUCGGAAGGGUGCCGACCACGAACCCCCGUUAUCCCUUGUGGUGUUAGAGAAGAGAUAAUCCGAGCCUACAGUAGUAGCUGUCCCAUCGCAAAUUACAGUCUAGUAGUGCUUAUUUAACCGAUGCUGCAACAGCAGCCCUGAUGACUUACA
Seminavis robusta is the source of this 1594-nucleotide messenger RNA. The record is from the annotation of a GenBank genome assembly. NCBI's taxonomy places the organism in Eukaryota, Bacillariophyta, Bacillariophyceae, Naviculales, Naviculaceae.